AGGAGGGCGGGGCUCCCAGCAUCAUCACCACCGGCCAUCAUCGCUUCAUUGUACGGGCUGCUGCUGUUGCUGAUGCAGAGAUCGUAGCGGAAGCCACAUCUGAUUUUCAACAAUACCAUGGAUGGUUACCCUCCCACGUCAGGAACCGUCAGCAGAUGGAGACCCUCGACGAGCCCCUGCGUCUGUUAGGAGAAUGAGGAAGAGGCGGCACUGGAAACUUUGGGAGCACCUUGGAAAGUUUUUGUGAAGAUCCAAUGAGAGCAUCGAGAGAGCUUUUCUAGUUCUUGACUCAAUGGCUAAGAAAGGCCGAAUGAAGGGCGAGAAGCCCGAAGCCCUCAUUUCUGCCUUGCAGGCAGCCAAUGAAGAUCUCAGGUCCAAGCUGACUGAUAUUCAGAUAGAGCUUCACCAAGAAAAAUGCAAGGUGAGCAAGCUGGAGCGGGACAAGGUGCAGGAGGUGAAACGUGUGCGAGAGCAGGAGCAGCAUCGCCACACUGCCACGUUAACGGAGCAGCGAGCCAAAUGGCACGAGGAAAAGCAAAAGGAGCUACAAGCUCUCAGGGAAAGCCUGACCCGGCAGCACGAGCAGGAGCUGGCCCGCCAUGCCAAGAUCAAAGACCAGGAGAACCAGAGACUCAAAGCUGCACUGAAUGCCAUGCGAGAUGGCAGCGGCGAGAAGGUGCGUACCGCACUCACGUUGGAGGCAAAAGAAGAGGCGCGCCGCUUCUUUGACCAGGAAAGAGUGAAGCUCCUGCAGGAGAUCGCAGAGCUGAAGUCGUCUAAGAAGCAGACCGACGAGGCGCUCAGCAACAUGAUCCAGGCAGACAAGAUGAAGGCUGGGGACCUGCGGGUGGAGCACCAGCAGCAUCAGGAACAGAUCUCCAAGAUCAAGUGGGACUGUGAGCGGGACAUUCGCAGACUGGUAGAUGAAAUCAAGGCGAAAGAUCGCACCAUUUUUGCUCUGGAGAAGGAACUGGAGUCAACGACAGGCUUUCUGCAGAAGCUGCAGCUCCAGAAAGAUGCUCUGGAUGAACAGCUGUUUAUAGCCAAAGAGGCCGAGUGCGGCCUGGGAAGUCCCAAAAGAGAGAUUCCAGGCAGAGCUGGAGAUGGAGCCGAGCACCACGGCAGCCCUGACUUGAGGAGGAAUCAGAGGCGCAUUGCUGACCUGAACUCAACCAUACGGAGGUUGGAGGACCGCAACUCACUGUUGGGCGAUGAGAGAAAUGAACUGCUAAAGCGCGUUCGUGAAACAGAAAAGCAGUGCAAGCCUCUGCUUGAAAAGAACAAACUGCUGAGUAAAAGAAAUGACGACUUGACGAUGACCAUCCAAAAAUUGGAGGAGAAGCUGAAGAACCUGACAAAAGAGAAUCUGGAAAUGAAAGAGAGAAUGAGCUCCCAUCCUCCUCUCAAGAAGCUAAAGUCACUGAAUGACUUGGACCAAGCCCACGAUGACCAGGAAAUCACAUUUCUGAAACUUCAAGUCCUGGAACAGCAAAACAUGAUUGAUGAACUUACACGGGACAGAGAAAAGCUUCUAAGAAAGAAAAGACAUAAAAGAAGUUCAAGGCCUAUUAAGAGGCCCAUUGUAGUCGACACCUUUUUUGGGUACGACGAAGAGUCUAUGGAUUCGGAGUCUUCCUCUGUGGCUUCAUUUCGCAUGGACAGAACCCCCGCCACUCCUGAUGAAGACCCGGAUGAGGGUCUGGCCAAUGAGGAAUCUGAGUUACGUUUCCGUCAGCUGACCAGGGAAUAUCAGGCAUUGCAGCGAGCUUAUGCCCUCCUGCAGGAACAGAAGGGGGGUGUGCUGGAUGCUGAGAUGGAGGCAAAGGCUCAGGAACAACUGCAAGCUGAUGUUCUGAGGUAUAAGGCAAAAAUAGAAGACUUGGAGAAAGAACUAGCCUUUAAAGGACAGGAUUCCAAAUGGGUGGAGGAGAAGCAGCUGUUCCUCCGAAGGAAUCAAGAGUUGUUAGACAAGGUGGAGAAGAUGGAGUCAGACUGCAGCCGGCUGCAGCAGGAGCUACAAGACUCCAGAGACCAAAAUGAGCUGCUGGAGUUUCGCAUCCUGGAGCUGGAGGAGCGUGAAAGACGGUCUCCUCCGUUCAACCACUUGAGGAUGCAUCCGUUCUCAGAGGGAGUCAGUGCACUUCAGAUUUACUGCAUGAAAGAAGGAGUCAAGGAUGUUUGCAUACCGGACCUCAUCAAACUUCUGGAUAUACUAGGAGACAACGGGAACUUAAGGAAUGAAGAACAAGUGGCUAUCAUUCAAGCUAGCACGGUCUUAUCAUUAGCAGAAAAGUGGAUUCAGCAGAUAGAAGGCACAGAGGCAGCACUGCACCAGAAGAUGAUGGACUUACAGAUAGAGAUGGAAAUGUUCUGCAAGCAGAAAGGGUAUCUAGAAGAAGAGCUGGACUACAGGAAGCAGGCCCUGGACCAGGCCUACAUGCAAAUCCAAGAGUUGGAAGCAACGUUAUACAACUCCCUGCAGCAGGACAAGGUAAUAAAGUAUGGCGAGCCUCUGAAUGAGCUCCAGAGGGAUGAGCUACGAACGGCAGUGGAGAAGCUGAGGAGACAGAUGCUACGAAAAAGUCGGGAGUAUGACUGUCAGAUCCUCCAGGAGCGAAUGGAACUGCUUCACCAGGCCCAUCAGAGAAUUCGGGAUCUUGAAGACAAAACAGAAAUCCAGAGAAGGCAGAUUAAAGACCUUGAAGAAAAGGUCGUGGGUCAGCUUGGAGUUCUUGUUUUUGACUGGAAUGUUAUUUUUUGUGGACAAGCUGGAAAAAGCAAGUUUAUUAGUGGUUGUCAUGACAUCACGGACUACUUUGAGUUUGGCCCGUUUUCAUUUCAGAAUACCUUAAAUGAGAUGGGAUUCACAGGAAUCUUCCCACAGCGAUAUUUUUAGAAAAGUCUUGGAUAAACAGUUGACAGUACAACACAAACACACAUAAAUAAAUAUAUUCAAACACACAUGGAGAAACUCACAAAUGCAAACUUGUGCUUUGACCAAUCUAAACCAAAGCUAAGGAAAUCUUUUGUCUGCACUGCAGGUUUGUUAUACGGAAACUGUGUUACAGAGAGACAAAACACACACACACACACAAAGAAAAACCACCAACCGGGCCAGAGCUUCAUUUCUUGCUCUUUUUUUCCUUCUUGUCCAAAACUGUAAAUUGUUCUUGUCAGUUGCCACCGCGAAGCGUGUCAAAGGGAGUCAACUCAGGGCCCACGCGUGCAGAGGCUGCUGGACCUUCGCUGAACUCACGUCAGAUAAUCACAAAGCGAGAUCGCUGUGGACACGAGAGCGUCACCACCUGGCCAGGUCGCCGCUCCUACCAGAAUGGUGCUUGGGCUCUUCAGAAGUUACACGUGGAAAAUGACAGAGCGACGCCACAGACUCUUGUGUGCGCGGACUCUAAAGGAAGCAGUGACACACACUCAGGUUGACACGUCGCCUUGCCUGGAUCUCCACAGGAAAACUCUGCUCUGAAGUCCUCCAAAGCCAGCAGACUGUCGGAGCUUCCCUCUCUGGUUUUCUACUUUAGCAGAUUCUGUAUCUCCAGAUUUACAUAAAAAUAUUUACUGUAAUAUAUAUAUAUAUAUAUAUAUAUACACACUGUUGAUAUGUACAUGUGUCUGAAUUAUUUACCGUAGUCUCCCCUUUUAUUUUUGUCAAUAGUGGUGUUUUUAAAGUCUCAAGCAGCUUGAACAGUUGAUGUAAUCGGUAGUUUGAAAGGGUCAAAGCUGCUGUUUUAUUGUAGUGAUGGCUGCAAAGAGGAGCUUUAUUUACUUUAAAGUUACAAGAGUUGAUAGUAUAUGAAUGAGGGGAAAAAAAAACAAAAACAAAGGAAAUCUCCCCUGUUAUCCACCUCGAUAAAUCGUUCUGGAUUGUUAUUUGAAAUGUGUUGUUCUGCUUGACAGGGAUGCUGGUUUCACCAAUUUGCCCUUUAAAAACUUGUAAAUAUUUUCAGGAUAAUUUGCAAAGGUAUCACCAUCUAGUCUGACACAAAUUCAAAAGAGUAGCGCUUCAAAUAACUACAUACUUGCAGUACUACAGAUUCUCUUCCCUCAUUUUAUUUUAUUUUUUUUAACUAGCCAAACUUAUUUGAUACCAACAACUUUUGCAAAACACUACCGGCCGCGGUAGAGGUCAUUUCUGGAGUGAAACAGGACCCAGUUGGUGCAACUCUAGUCCUGCCUUGAAGCUAACUGCCUGGAUGCUGAAAUAUUUAGCAGCUGAGCGUGCUCCUUCCACACUCACACUCCAACGAACAAAGUAUCUGCCGUCAGUAGUGUCAAGUAAUGUGUAUACUUUGUUUAUAUUAUUUAACAGUUGAACCUGACUCCAGAAAAGUAGAAUUUUUCUGAAUCACAUUUAAUUUUUUUUAAUAAAAAGAGAAGAAACUGACUUUUUUUUACAGCCUUUUUGGUAUUAAAUAUUUUCCUAUAUUAGGAAAAACAUUUAGAUCAAUUUUCUUUUAUUCUUUUACUUCAUUUCAACUUUUAUUUUGUGAUGCAACUCAGACAAUUUCUGGACAGUCUCCAGAAAAAAAUGUUAAACUAUCAUAGCUUACUAUGAAAAUUGACAAGAAUCCACCAUAAACAAUUUUAAUUUUCUAAUCUUCAUCCAGUUUGUAAACAUUGGCAUUUUUUUUUUCAGAUUAAAUAUGAUAGAGUUCUCUCUGGUAAUGUCCUGAGAAGUCAGACUCACACAGAAGGUCAUGGUUGUGUUUGUGGAGUGUUCCAGUGCUGCCAGAGGAAGUCUGCCAUAAAAGCACCUUCGUCUCCCUUUUCUCGAGGGGGAAUGACCUCAUAUAGAGGUCAUCCUCGAAGCUGCCGAAACAAAGGGAAAAUAAAGUUUGAAGCUAAAAUAAAAAGCUCAAAAUUA
This is a messenger RNA of Oryzias latipes (Japanese medaka), 4879 nucleotides long. RefSeq names its product janus kinase and microtubule interacting protein 2 (gene jakmip2). The record is from RefSeq and is a predicted model, not a curated record. NCBI's taxonomy places the organism in Eukaryota, Metazoa, Chordata, Actinopteri, Beloniformes, Adrianichthyidae. Gene Ontology annotation, molecular function: microtubule binding; kinase binding.